AAAACUAAUAGACAUAUGGAGGACGGAUUGUCGUCAGCGACGGAGAUGCCACGAAGAUGGGAGAUCGUACUGGCGGAGGAGGUGAAAAGAAGCUGUUACAUAGCGUUGCCGAUGGUGGUGGUGAUGGUGUCACAAUACCUAUUGCGCGCGGCAUCCAUUUCAAUGGUUGGUCACCUUGGUCAACUAGAGCUUGCCGGAACCGCCGUUGCUAUCUCCUUCACCAAUGUCACCGGAUUCAGCCUUCUUUUUGGAAUGGCGAGCGCGUUGGAGACGUUAUGCGGGCAAGCAUACGGCGCACAACAAUACCAUAUGCUCGGUGCAUACACAUAUGGCGCCAUGAUCUCUCUGAUUUUAGUCUGUUUACCGAUUUCCAUUUUAUGGAUCUACAUCGACAAACUCCUAAUCCUUAUCGGCCAAGACCCUUUAAUCUCGGCAGAAGCACGCAAAUUUUCAGUUUGGCUCAUUCCUACCCUUUUCCCCUAUGCCAUACUCCAACUGAUCACGCGCUACCUAUUGUCUCAAAGUCUCAUCUUUCCAAUGCUAUGGAGCUCAGUCGCGGUUCUUCUGAUCCACGUACCCAUUUGUUGGGCUCUCGUGUUCAAGCUAGGCUUUCGGACACCUGGAGCCGCAUUAGCUAUAGGUAUCUCCUACACCUUAAAUGUGGUUAUUCUCGGGGUUUACUUGUAUCGCUCCAAAGCGUGCAAAAGGACUCGUGCCACGUGUUUAGGUGAUGUCUUCUCGAGCAUCAAGGAGUUCCUUCGCUUUGCCGUUCCAUCUGCUGUCAUGAUUUGUCUUGAGUGGUGGUCAUACGAGAUUGUUGUAUUGCUAUCGGGACUCUUGCCAAAUGCUCGACUGGAGACUUCAGUGCUCUCGAUAUGUCUAACGGUUGAUAUCUUACACUACUACAUACCUUAUUCUUUUGGGGUUGCUGCAAGCACCCGGGUCUCAAAUGAACUGGGAGCCGGGAAUCCAGAGGCUGCAAAAAUGGCUCUCUUGGCCGUAUCAGUCCUCGGAGCAAUGGAGGUGAUCAUAGCAAGCACCAUUCUCUUUUGCUCCCGUUCUAUACUCGGAUAUGCGUUCGGUAAAGACAAGGAGCUAGUCAACUAUGUCAAAGAAAUGACUCCUCUUCUAUGUCUCUCUAUAUUUGCAGACACAAUACAAACAAUCCUUUCAGGAGUUGCAAGAGGGAGUGGGUGGCAAGAUAUUGGGGCUUACAUUAAUCUUGGGUCAUAUUAUCUGGUUGGAAUCCCUAUGGCUAUAGUGUUGGGCUUUGUGUGUCAUCUAAAUGGGAAAGGAUUGUGGAGUGGAUUAAUUAUUGGAAUAGUGAUACAAUGCAUUUUGUUAACACUUGUUACGUGUUCUACAAAUUGGAAGAAACAGGCAAGAAAGGCAAGAGAAAGGAUGUUUAAGGAGGAGCUUAUUGAUGAGCAAUGAUGGAUGGACAACAACACAAAAUGGUAGGGAUAGUUUUGACUAUGGUAAUUUAAUGAUGGAUAAAUGAUGUUAACUAGCAGGUGUAAAUCUAUGUGCUGCCGCGGGAUGUUGAUGCAGUGAGAAAUUUGUAAGGCACGGUUUUAAGUAAAAUUUAUUUCAAAACUUAGAUAAAAAUAAAUGCAUCGUAAUUUUAUAAAAUGAGAAGGGAAAUUGACGAACAAAGAAGUAGCUUGAACAAGUUACUAAGCAGUUUAAAUGUAACCUUACCUUAGUUUUGGCUUGUAUGUUUAUUCUUUGAUGAUACAACUUCGUUCUCUAUUUCUAUUUG
Messenger RNA from Helianthus annuus (common sunflower), 1762 nucleotides. RefSeq names its product protein DETOXIFICATION 14. The transcript is spliced from 7 exons. Bases 16 to 1434 code for a protein of 472 amino acids. The record is from RefSeq and is a predicted model, not a curated record. Gene Ontology annotation, cellular component: membrane. Gene Ontology annotation, biological process: xenobiotic detoxification by transmembrane export across the plasma membrane. NCBI's taxonomy places the organism in Eukaryota, Viridiplantae, Streptophyta, Magnoliopsida, Asterales, Asteraceae. Gene Ontology annotation, molecular function: xenobiotic transmembrane transporter activity; antiporter activity.